Molecule: messenger RNA, 945 nt
Organism: Nematocida parisii ERTm1
Lineage: Eukaryota; Fungi; Microsporidia
Exons: 1
Coding region: 1-489 (162 amino acids)
Source: RefSeq, a predicted model, not a curated record
AUGGAUAUAACACAAAAACCAGAUACAUUCUCUGCUAAUACGGAAGAGUUAAAGACUAUGCUAGGUAGUAAAUCCACAGAAAAUUUGAAUUCCAAAGAUAAACAUAACCCGAAUAAAAUAAGUAAUAGGCGUUCUCUUACUAUAGGAAUAGCUACUUCUGAAAUACAACUAAACAACUAUAAAUGCAAAAAAAUUCCUUGCACUGAAGAAGACUGUGAGAGAUGCGAAUGGGCUGAAAUAAACCAUAUAUAUGCUAGUGCUUUAACAAACUACUGUGGCAGUACAACAAACUCCACAAUUAGUGAUUCUCAUGCACAAGAGGACCAAGAAAGUAAUAUAGUAGAUGUUCCUACUUCAACUAAUUUUAGAGUAAAACACAGAUUGUCUUCAUAUAUAUAUAUAUGCCUGCUUGGCUCCCUGUUAAUUAUAAUAAUAAUUAUAAUUGUAAUUUCUUGUACGGCUAAACCAAGUUUUGUAUUACAUUUAUGAGAUUAUUACGUGUAUUGCAUAGUAUACGGAUAUUAAAACCACCAUAUAAUAUAGAAUAAUAAAUAGAUAUUGUGGUGACGCCGUCACUCAGAUAUAAGAUUCAAGGGCGAUCCGCCAGCACAUCGACUCGUGCGGCGAUCCCGCCAAAGCAAAUGGUCAGAAUCUAUGAGUCCGUAUAUCAACUUCUGACUGUUUUUAACCAGACCACCUUCCUCAAAUUUAGAUGGAAACUCUGAGAAGUAUUGACAGCUAAGUUCAGCACUAGGUCUAACACCCUCGUGCCCAUAAUACUCCGAGCCCAUGCAGGCUUAAGCCGCUUCCUAGAAACAAUAAAGAGUUCUUCCCAUUCACCCACUUCUCUAUCUGGGCUGCGUGGUAAGAUAAUGGUAUUGCUCUUUGUGAGUACGUCAGACAUAAUUUAUAAAAAAAGUCUUCUAUUAUUAAUAAAUGUGUACA